AUGGCGGCAGUGGUUUGGGUCACAGGCAGCCAGCAAGCAUCUAAUACUCUGGCUGGCAUAGACCAAUCAGGUUUCCCUGCCCUAAGACGAGUGUGUAUGUGGUGGUUGGACACACACUGUUCUGUAAAUAGAAAAAUAGAGUCCAGCAAGUGGAUUGCAUGGGAUUUUUACUGCUAUUAUGUGCAAAAUGGAUAACACUUUACUGUAGGUGUCCUUUUGCAUGCAUUCCCUAACGUCUUUAUAACAGCUAUAAAACAUUACAUUUGUCUUAAGCUGCAAAUUGUCAUAACAGUUAUGAUAUUAUAAAAACGGAAAUUAUGUUAUAGAUGUGUUGUCAUAUGCUCCUUUAAAAUCAACUGUUAAUAAGGACUGCUAUUACAUAGUCUGCAUGACAACUUAUGUGAUGUUAGUACAUUCUACAUAAGAGUCUACAUACAGAUGUUAUAAAAGGGUAUUAUUUCAUUUACCCAACACUUUCACAUUUUUACAUUUAAGGAAUGCCUGAAACCCUACCUCUUUUAAGAAUAUCUGGAAUAGUUACAGUAAUCCUUCAAGCUGCAGAAAUGUUUGGGACCCUCCCAGUCUUGAUUGACAAUCCUGCCUUAUUCGGACAAUUCCUUCGACUCAUGGCUUGGUUUUUGCCGACAUCUGUCAAGUGGGACUUUAUAACAGGAGUGCCUUUCCAAAUCAGCCCAAACAAUUGAAUUACCAGGGGACUCCAAUCAAAUUGUAGAAACAUUAAGGAAGAUCAUGAACGAUGCACCUGAGUCAAUUACGGUCAUAGCAAAGGUCUGAGUAUUCAGUUUUUUCCAAAAUGUCUAAAACCUGUUGCUUUGUCAUUAAGGUAUUGUGUGUAAUUAUGAGGACUCAAUUAAUUUAUCCAUUUGAAUAUGCUGUACGUACAUGGGAAAAAUGAAGUGGUUAUUUUUCAGAAGCACAUAAUCCAUUAGCCCAAGACAUUUAUCCCCCCCCCCCCCCCCCCCCCCCCCCCGUGCUGACGGGUCUUCUCAAGGGCACCAGCGCACGCGUUGAGUGAACAUGACUUUAUUUGAGUAAAGACACGAACGACAAAAACAAUAAACAAAGACGGCUAGUGAAGUCCACAGUUACAAAUACUGAAAUACGGAACAAUAACCCACAAUGCCCACAGGAAAACAUGCAGUAUAAAUAUGGCUCCCAAUCAGAGAUAACGAGCCGACAGCUGACACUCGUUACCUCCGAUUGGGAGUCAAUGACCAAACCUAGAAACACACACAACAGAACUACCAACAUAGAAAAUCACCCAAAACCCAACAAAACACAAUACACCCUGGCUCAAAUACAAAAGUCCCGGAGCCAGAGUGUUACAGAGUAGUUUUACUGUAACCAGUGCAUUCCAUGAUGUAAGUGGUCCAAGACUAAUGGACCACUGUGAUAAAGAGGUGGUCUGUCUGAUACUGUGUUUGACCACGACAGCCUUGCUGAAUCCAGUGCUGAUGGUCCAGUACUAUAAAAGAGGCUCCUGGUGUCCUCCUGGGCCUCCCAUGUCUCUUGCUGGUUGGCUGGCAGCAGGGCAGCGUUUACACCUCUGAAUGGCGCUGGCGUCUGAGAUCAUCUGGAGCGUAGCAUAUGCUUCUCUCCUGAGCCACCAUUCCGCCGAGCUUGUACCAUAUGUCAACCCCUCCUUCCUCAGCCAUGCGUGACGUGUACUCACGUUCUUUCCUGUCUCUACCUCCCCGUUAUUCAGUGUUAAACAUAACUGUGCAAACAACUGCUGUGUUUUUUUCGCUUCUAUUUAUUUCCACAAGGGCCUUUGUUUGAUAUCAUAUCUCCCUGGUGGGAAUGGAGGAGUGUCUUUUUGAAAGUGUGUCGCUGGCAUGUAGGCCUAGAUGUUGUAUGUCAGCUGGUCUCACUUGUUCUGUCUGUGGAGAGAUGAAAGACCUGAGGACAGGAUGAGGGUUUGUUUUCUUCUCGUGUUUCCAACUUCAUUUUGUACUCAACAUAGCAUUAACAUGGCCACCAAACUGUUUUGUGUUGAGUUGUGCAAAUGCGCGCCGUGAGAAUAUAUCGGUAUGUUGUUUAUACCAAGCGUGUGUGCAAUGUUCCUGUGUUUGUAUAGCACCCACUGUCUUUCAUUAAAGUGCAACUGCAGCCAGCUACAAUAAGCAAACCUGCUCAGGCCUCUGAAUCACUAAUAGAAUGUGUGAGUGAGCACUGUGAGGGAAGGCCAAACAAAAAGCUAUUGCUGUUAGUACGGAAAUCUGUGAGUUUAUGGAUCAUAAAGGGUUGUAAUCGUAUCUCUGAUUUGUGUUUCUGCGGUAAAACAAUCAGAAUGCCUCUCAAAUAAUUUUGUAAAUACAUUCUGAGGAAUAUGAGCUGUGUUUCAGGGACCUCACAAAUCAAAAUGUAAUUUUGGACUCGUGACAGCUGGGCUGUAUUGAUAUUGCGGGAGGCACAUUACCGUUACUCACGCUUUAGGCCCUGCUGCGUCGCCUCGCCAACGCGCCCAAAACUUGUUCAGGCUGAAGGUAUGGCGCCAUUAUUUUGGUAAUGUUGCUUCUAAAUUGCAUGUUUUAUUAGGGCUAUUCCAUGCUCCAUUCAGCAGUAAAUUUGUUAGAAGAAAUACAAUGUUUUUUUUUUCUUCUGUCUCAGUUGUGCAUUCGUUCCAGUUUUCAAAAUUCCUGUGUCUGGAUUGCUUCAUACUGUGGGGCCCAUUCUCAUUCCAUUCUAUUACACCACACUCCAUUUGAUAAUGAUGCUUUUUCCACCAAUGAAUGGAAAUGACUUGGGACAAGGCCUGCAUUCUAGCCAUGCUAAAACAAACAGGAGUAGGACUAGAUGUAGGACUACCUCAGCAUACGUAGUUAAAUAAAUCCCAUCAAGUUUAGAAGUAGCCUCGUUAAUUGAUUAACGUCAUACAGUAUGAUGUCUUGAGCAUCUAGUGAGCCGUCAGAUUCAGUGCAACCCUCGUCUCGACUGAGUGAGGGACUUGGAGAAGACUGGAAUCUGAGCACUUGGUGUGAUGGAACUGUUUGAUAAGGUGUAGCUUUUCUGACUCUUCUCUGAGGUAAAUGGAAUCACAGCCAUGCUCAAUACUGAAAAACCUCAGAUAUUGUGCUGUUCUGAGAGGCUUGGGGAGAGCUGGGGAGAGAUGGAGAGAGAUGGGGAGAAAAAGGGCGGGCAGGCAGCAUUGAGGAGGAUUUUGAUUGACAUGGACAUGAAUGUUGGCAGCUAGAAGACUACUCUUGAGGGCAGAUAAAGAUGGCGGCAGUGGUUUUGGGUCACAGGCAGCCAGCAAGCAUCUAAUACUCUGGCUGGCAUAGACUCAAUCAGGGUUUCCCUGCCCUAAGACGAGUGUGUAUGUGGUGGUGGACACACACUGUUUCUGUAAAUGAGAAAAUAGAGUCAGCAAGUGGAUUGCAUGAGGAAUUGUACUGCUAUUAUGUGCAAUAUGGAUAACACUUUACUGUAGGUGUCCUUAUGCAUGCAUUCAUAACGUCUUUAUAACAGCUAUAUAAAACAUUACAUUUGUCUUAAGCUGUCAAAUUGUCAUAACAGUUAUGAUAUUAUAAAACGAGUUAUGUUAUAGAUGUGUUGUCAUAUGCUCUAAUAUCAACUGUUAAUAAGGACUGCUAUUACAUAGUCUGCAUGACAACUUAUGUGAUGUUAGUACAUUCUACAUAAGAGUCUACAUACAAGAUGUUAUAACAGGGUAUUAUUUCAUUUACCAACCACUUUGUCACAUUAUUACAUUGAAUGGAAUGACACUUGAAACCCUACCUCUUUAAGGAAUACCUGGAAUAGUAUAACAGUAAUCCUUCUACCCCCCCCCACCCCCCCUAAGUUGAAUGCACCAAUUUGUAAGUCGCUCUGGAUAAGAGCGUCUGCUAAAUUACUUAAAUGUAAAUAUGUCCUUAUAGUGUGCACAUACACCUUCAGUAAAGUUACAUUAAUUUGAGGUGUUAUAAAAUAGUUAUGAAUGUGUUUAUACCACAGAAUGAGUUGAAAGUACUACAAAACUAAACCAUUCAUAAAAUCUCCAGGAAACAUGGGAAAAGGGGAGGACAGAUGUAUUUGAUUAUUUAUUUAGGUGCCAUGUGUCAAACUGCAAGCAGGCUGUCAUGUGCCUUUUACUGAGGAGUGGCUUCCAUCUGGCGUCUCUUCCAUAAAUACCUGAUUGGUGGAGUGCUGCAGUGAUGGUUGUCCUUCUGGAAGGUUCUCCCAUCUCCACAGAGGAACUCUGGAGCUCUGUCAGAGUGACCAUCGGGUUGUUGGUCACCUCCCUGACAAAGGCCCUUCUCUAGGAAGAGUCUUGGUGGUUCCAAACUUCUUCCGUUUAAGAAUGAUGGAGGCCACUGUGUUCUUGGGGACCUUCAAUGCUGCAGAAAUGUUUUGGUACCCUUCCCCAGAUCUGUGACUUGACACAAUCCUGUCUCUGAGCUCUACGGACAAUUCCUUCGACCUCAUGGCUUGGUUUUUGCUCUGACAUGCACUGUCAACUGUGGGACCUUUAUAUAGACAGGAGUGUGCCUUUCCAAAUCAUGUCCAAUCAAUUGAAUUUACCACAGGUGGACUCCAAUCAAGUUGUAGAAACAUCUCAAGGAAGAUCAAUGGAAACAGGAUGCACCUGAGCUCAAUUACGAGUCUCAUAGCAAAGGGUCUGAGGUAUUUCAGUUUUUUGCCAAAAUGUCUAAAAACCUGCUUUCGCGUUGUCAUUAAGGGUAUUGUGUGUAGAUUGAUGAGGAACUCAAUUAAUUUAAUCCAUUUUAGAAUAAUGCUGUAACGUAACAAUGUGGAAAAAGUGAAGUGGUCUGAAUUUUUUCAGAAUGCACUAUAUAUCUCAUUUAGCAGACACUUUUAUCCAAAGCGACUUAGUCAUGCGUGCAUCUCUCUCUCUCUCUCUCCCGCACACACACACACACACACACACACACACACACACACACACACACACACACACACACACACACACUACACUUAUUAAUUGUGUCGGUCUGUGUAAUGUGAUGUUCUCUCAGAGAAACGACGUGGUCUAAGGCGAUAGCCACAGAUAAUGAUGAUCCUCUGUCCGUCCUACAAUGUAGCUCCUCUUCUCUGUGGAAUCAAAGAUGGGUAUACUUUUAUCCAAAGCGACUUAGUCAUGCGUGCAUCUCUCUCUCCGGCGCACACACACUAAUGUCAAUGUGCUGUGUUAUUGCAUCAAGUACACAAAGUUAUCUGGGAGAUUUUUGUUCACUAAUGCAGUGAUCGGAGACAUUCACUUAAUUUCAAUAGGAUAAGAAUGGUGCCGGAGGGGAUGGCUGCCGUUUUACGGGCUCCUGACCAAUUGUGCUAUGUUGUUAUUUUUUGCACAGUUUUGUAACUUUUUUUGUUCAUAAUGUUUGCCAUCAUUUCCAAUGACUGAAAAGAGCUUCUGGACAUCAGAAAACCGAUCACUCACCUCAAUCUGGACGUGUCUUUAACAACAGCUGGUGCGCAAUCUUUAAUAUUAAUGAAGUCUCUAGGUAUUGCUCGCCUGAGUUAGAGUACCUCAUGAUAAGCUGUAGACCACACUAUCUACGAAGCAAGUUUUCAUCUAUACUCUUCGUAGCUGACUAUUUACCACCACAAACCGAUGCUGGCACUAAGACACCACUCAACGAUCUGUAUACGGCCUUAAGCAAACAAGAAAAUACUCAUCCAGAGGCAGCGCUCCUACUGGCCGGGGAUUUAAUGGAGGAAAACUGAAAUCCGUUUGCCCUAAUAUCUACCAGCAUGUCACGUGCAACUAGGGGGGAAACAACUCUAGAUCACCUUCAUUCUAUCCUCUUGAUUCCUGCUUAAAAGCAAAAACUCAUACAGGAAGUACCAGUGACUCGCUCAAUACGGAAGUGGUCAGAUGACGCGGAUGCUACGCUACAGGACUGUUUUGCUAGCACAGACUGGAAUAUGUUCCGGGAUUCAUCCAUUGGCAUUGAGGAGUAUACCACCUCAGUCACCGGCUCUCCGUAGCCGACGUGAGCAAGACCUUUAAACAGGUCAACAUUCACAAGGCCGCGGGGCCAGACGCAUUACCAGGGCGUAUACUCAGAGCAUGCGCGGACCAACUGGCAAGUGUCUUCACUGACAUUUUCAACCUCUCCCUGACCGAGUCUGUAAUACCCACAUGUUUCAAGCAGACCACCAUAGUCCCUGUUCCCAAGAAUGCGAAGGUAACCUGCCUAAAUGACUACCGCCCCGUAGCACUCAUGUCGGUAGCCAUGAAGUGCUUUGAAAGGCUGGUCAUGGCUCACACCAUCAUCCCGGAAACCCUAGACCAACUUCAAUUCGCAUACCGCCCCAACAGAUCCACAGAUGACGUAAUCUCAAUCGCACUCCAUACUGCCCUUUCCCACCUGAACAAAAGGAACACCAAUGUGAGAAUGCUGUUCAUUGACUACAGCUCAGCGUUCAACACUAUAGUGCCCACAAAGCUCAUCACUAAGCUAAGGACCCUGGGACUAAACACCUCCCUUUGCAACUGGAUCCUGGACUUCCUGACGGGCCGCCCCCAGGUGGUAAGGGUAGGCAACAACACAUCUGCCACACUGAUCCUCAACACCGGGGCCCCUCAGGGGUGCGUGCUUAGUCCCCUCCUGUACUCCUUGUUCACCCACGACUGCAUGGCCAAGCACGACUCCAACACCAUUAAGUUUGCUGACGACAACACAGUGGUAGGCCUGAUCACCGACAACGAUGAGACAGCCUAUAGGGAGGAGGUCAGAGACCUGGCAGUGUGGUGCCAGGACAACUAGUGUGAGCAAGGCCCCCAUUAACAUCGAUGGGGCUGUAGUGGAGCGUGUCGAGAGUUUAAAGUUCUGUGGGACAUUGAAAAGAUUUGGCAUGGGUCCCCAGAUCCUCAAAGUUAUACAGCUGCACCAUCGAGAGCAUCCUGACCGGUUGCUUCACCGCCUGGUAUGGCAACUGCUCGGCAUCCGACCGCAAGGCGCUACAGAGGGUAGUGCGUACGGCCCAAUACAUCACUGGGGCCAAGCUUCCUGCCAUCCAGGACCUAUAUUCUAGGUGGUGUCAGAGGAAGGCCCAAAACAUUUUCAAAGAAUCCAGUCACCCAAGUCAUAGACUGUUCUCUCUGCUACUGCACGGCAAGCUGUACCGGAGCGCCAAGUCUAAGUCCAAAAGGUUCCUUAACAGCCUCUACCCCCAAGCCAUAAGACUGCUGAACAAUUUAUCAAAUGGCCACCCGGAGUAUUUACAUUAACCCCCCCGCUGGUGCUCGCUGUUUAUUAUCUAUGCAUGUACAAACUACCUCGACUAACCUGUACCCCCGCAAAUUGACUCGGUACUGGUACCCCCUGUAUAUAGCCUUGUUAUUGUUAUGUAACUUUAUUGUGUUACUUUUUAUUUUUAACUUUAGUUUAUUUAGUAAAUAUUUUCUUAACUCUAUUUCUGGAACUGCAUUGUUGGUUAAGGGCUUGUAAGUAAUCAUUUCACGGUAAGAUUGUGACAAAUAACAUUUAAUUUGAUUUGAAGUUCAUCUCUUCAGUCGUGUUUGUGUCAGCAGGCUUGAGUAUGCUCAUCGUAAUGACCUUAGCCCGUUCCCUUAUUGCUAUUCCUGUAGAAUGCCAUUGUUCAUUAAAAUGACUAUAUGCCAUUAAUGAGACAUUGGCUCAUAACUUUAGAUGACCAUACCCCUGGGCCGUUGUCUGUAAAGUCUUCCUCCAGAGUGACUAACAGUCUCCACACUGGUCCAGGGGUUUGAACUCUGCGCCUCUGCCCUAGAGUGCCACUUAGUCCAGCUCUGGAAAUCUUUAGUACGGACAGUGUGUGGAGCCUAACGAGGAGUCGGCUGUCAUGUGGGUAGUGACAGGAGGAUAUGAUACUACAGCAGGCAGCAGAGGUCUAGGUUGAUGAUGAAACCCUGUAGAGCUCCACAGACAUCAUUAGAUACAGCCACAUCCUCUGAGUGGCCGUUACCUGGCUCGGAGAGCAGAGACGCAGUAGGAAUGGGUAAUGCAACAGCAUUGCACAGCUCCGAGGUCACAUACUCUGUUUUUGGUGGCUUACCAUUAGCCUCAUACUAGUCAUAAGGAAAUAAAGGCUUACCAGUUUGUAAACUGCAUUUACUAAGCUUCAUUACUGCAGCAGUGCAGAAUGAUAGGCCUAGGUGUGUUCUCGAUACAAGUCAUUAUCUAGAUUCUAAAUGUUCAGAGUUUUAAUAGUCACCUGUGUAGGGUUGCAGGUGUGAUUGCAGGGUACAAUGAAAAUCUUAGGCUUGGAGCUCCAACAUGCAGGACUAAGUGAAAUAAAAUAAUGAAAAUGGUAAUAAAAACAAUAGAAAUAGAAAUAGUACUAUAUACAUAAUAACAACUGUAGCAGUGAUGAAUAAAUACAUGUCCAUUUGGGUGGAGGUAGGGUAAAGACUGUUGAGGGGGUGGGGUGGAAUGACCAUAGGGGGAGCAGCAUGACCAUUGAGGGGGUGUGGGGAUGAAGUGAAAUUAAAACUAUUAAAAAAGUAAUAAUAUUCAUAUUAACAACUGCAACAGUGAUGAAUGUCGUUGGGGUGGGGGCAGAGUAAAAGUGCGUUGGGGGGUGGCAUGUCCAUAGGGGGAGAAGCAGGGGGGAGGUUCAUAAUACUCAAAUGAUGUACCUUCAUCAACAAAUACACAUACCUCCCAGACAGCCUUCCUAAACCAGGUUAAUUCCCAAAUCCAUGCAUACAACACAAUACACUACGAUAACGUUCACCCUCCCCACUGCCUCUUCUUCACAUAGUAAAUUCCCUAGCAGAUACAGCGGUUCCAUACUCUGGAAUUCCUAUCUUCACAUUGGCAAAAUAUCAUCAUCCCUCAAUAUCUUAAAGUGUACAGUCGUGGUCAAAAGUUUUGAGAAUGACACAAGUAUUGGUCUUCACAAAGUUUGCUGCUUCAGUGUUAUGAGAUUUUUGUCAGAUGUUACUAUGGUAUACUGAAGUAUAAUUACAACAUUUUUUAUUAUUAUUUAUUAUUAUUAAUUACAAGCAUUCUGUAAGUGUCAAAGGCUUUUAUUGACAAUUACAUUAAGUUUAUGCAAAGAGUCAAUAUUUGCAGUGUUGACCCUUCUUUUUCAAGACCUCUGCAAUCCGCCCUGGCAUGCUGUCAAUUAACUUAUGGGCCACAUCCUGACUGAUGGCAGCCCAUUCUUGCAUAAUCAAUGUUUGGAGUUUGUCAGAAUUUGUGGGGUUUUGUUUGUCCACCCGCCUCUUGAGGAUCGACCACAAGUUCUCAAUGGGAUUAAGGUCUGGGGAGUUUCCUGGCCAUGGACUCAAUGUUGAUGUUUUGUUCCCCGAGCCACUUAGUUAUCACUUUUGCCUUAUGGCAAGGUGCUCCAUCAUGCUGGAAAAGGCAUUGGUCGUCACCAAACUGUUCUUGGAUGGUUGGGAUAAGUUGCUCUCGGAGGAUGUGUUGGUACCAUUCUUUAUUCAUGGCUGUGUUCUUAGGAAACAUUGUGAGUGAGCCCACUCCCUUGGCUGAGAAGCAACCCCACACAUGAAUGGUCUCAGGAUUCUUUACUGUUGGCAUGACACAGGACUGAUGGUAGCGCUCACCUUGUCUUCUCCGGACAAGGUGUUUUCCGGAUGCCCCAAACAAUCGGAAAGGGGAUUCAUCAGAGAAAAUGACUUUACCCCAGUCCUCAGCAGUCCAAUCCCUGUACAUGUUGAAGAAUAUCAGUCUGUCCCUGAUGUUUUUCCUGGAGAGAAGUGGCUUCUUUGCUGCCCUUCUUGACACCAGGCCAUCCCCCAAAAGUCUUCCCCUCACUGUGCGUGCAGAUGCACUCGCACCUGCCUGCUGCCAUUCCUGAGCAAGCUCUGCACUGGUGGUGCCUCGAUCCCGCAGCUGAAUCAACUUUGGGAGACGGCCCUGGCACUUGCUGGACUUUCUUGGGCGCCCUGACGCCGCCUUCACCACAAUUGAAGUUCUUGAUGAUCCGAUAAAUGGUUGAUUUUAGGUGCAAUCUUACUAGUAGCAAUAUCCUUGCCUGUGAAGCCCUUUUUGUGCAAAGCAAUGAUGACGGCACGUGUUUCCUUGCAGGUAACCAUGGUUAACAGAGGAACAACAAUGAUUUCAAGCACCACCCUCCUUUUAAAGCUUCCAGUGUAUUAUUCUAACUCAAUCAGCAUGACAGAGUGAUCUCCAGCCUUGUCCUCGUCAACACUCUCACCUGUGUUAACGAGAGAAUCACUGACAUGAUGGCAGCUGGUCCUUUUGUGGCAGGGCUGAAAUGCAGUGGAAAUGUUUUUUUGGGAUUAAGUUCAUUUUCAUGGCAAAGAGGGACUUUGCAAUUAAUUGCAAUUCAUCUGAUCACUCUUCAUGACAUUCUGGAGUAUAUGCAAAUUGCCAUCAUCAAAACUGAGGCAGCAGACUUUGUGAAAAUUUAUAUUUGUGUCGUUCUCAAAACUUUUGACCACGACUGUAGACUAGGGGUCAGCCUGAUUAACCAAACUAGACAGUAGUCUCCAUGUAGCCAAGCUCUUUCUCUCUCACGCGCGCGCACACACACACCAUUUACAUUUUUUCAUUUUUAGUCAUUUAGCAGACGCUCUUAUCCAGAGUGCAUACUUUUUUUUUCAUACUGGCCCCCCGUGGGAAUCGAACCCACAACCCUGCCGUUGCAAGCGCCAUGCUCUACCAACUGAGCUACACGAUUUAUCAGGUAUACUGAGUUAUCAUGUACAUUUUAUAAUUAGAAUGCUCUGUUUCUACUUUCUACUUAUAGCGUUUGAAGCACCUAUCUGUAGUAGACACUGAAUCGAUUCACUUUGAUUGUUCCUGUGUGUGUUGAUUCAAAUCAAAAUGUAUUUGUCACAUGCGCCGAAUACAACAGGUGUAGACCUUACCGUGAAACGCUUACUUACAAGCCCUUAACCAACAAUGCAGUUUUACAGUGAGGGGAAAAAAGUAUUUGAUCCCCUGCUGAUUUUGUACGUUUGCCCACUGACAAAGAAAUGAUCAGUCUAUAAUUUUAAUGGUAGGUUUAUUUGAACAGUGAGAGACAGAAUAACAACAAAAAAAUCCAGAAAAACGCAUGUAAAAAUUUUGAUAAAUUGAUUUGCAUUUUAAUGAGGGAAAUAAGUAUUUGACACCCUCUCAAGCAGAAAGAUUUCUGGCUCCCAGGUGUCUUUUAUACAGGUAACGAGCUGAGAUUAGGAGCACACUCUUAAAGGGAGUGCUCCUAAUCUCAGUUUGUUACCUGUAUAAAAGACACCUGUCCACAGAAGCAAUCAAUCAAUCAGAUUCCAAACUCUCCACCAUGGCCAAGACCAAAGAGCUCUCCAAGGAUUUCAGGGACAAGAUUGUAGACCUACACAACGCUGGAAUGGGCUACAAGACCAUCGCCAAGCAGCUUGGUGAGAAGGUGACAACAGUUGGUGCGAUUAUUCGCAAAUGGAAGAAACACAAAAUAACUGUCAAUCUCCCUCGGCCUGGGGCUCCAUGCAAGAUCUCACCUCGUGGAGUUGCAAUGAUCAUGAGAACGGUGAGGAAUCAGCCCAGAACUACACGGGAGGAUCUUGUCAAUGAUCUCAAGGCAGCUGGGACCAUAGUCACCAAGAAAACAAUUGGUAACACACUACGCCGUGAAGGACUGAAAUCCUGCAGCACCCGCAAGGACCCCCUGCUCAAGAAAGCACAUAUACAGGGCCGUCUGAAGUUUGCCAAUGAACAUCUGAAUGAUUCAGAGGAGAACUGGGUGAAAGUGUUGUGGUCAGAUGAGACCAAAAUCAAGCUCUUUGGCAGCAACUCAACUCGCCGUGUUUGGAGGAGGAGGAAUGCUGCCUAUGAUUAAAAUGCAAAUCAAUUUAUAACAUUUUUGACAUGCGUUUUUCUGGAUGUUGUUGUUGUUAUUCUGUCUCUCACUGUUCAAAUAAACCUACCAUUAAAAUUAUAGACUGAUCAUGUCUUUGUCAGUGGGCAAAUGUACAAAAUCAGCAGGGGAUCAAAUACUUUCUUCCCUCACUGUAAGUGUUAAAGUAUUUACUAAAAUAAACUGAAGUAAAAAAUAAAAAUGCAGAAAAAUAACAAAUAACAUAGAGCUGGAAGAUGUGGACAAAAAUCCAUAUCGCAAUCCAUUUUAAAUUGAUGUGAUAAUGAUAUAGAAUAAUACGUUUAACAAUGUGAACCACUGUUUUUGUUAUUGUCCUUUUAAGCAACUACUAGUAGUUUGGUGGUUGUAGCCAUCAAUUGUCCCAUUAACAAUCCCCCAUAUUAUUUCAUUUCAAACUUCACAUUUCUUUGCUACUUAUCGUAAUGAAUGCUACCAGCAAAAUAGCUACAUUCCCCUAUCCUCUCCCUGGCGUGGCCUGCAGACAGACACUAUCCUCUCCCUGGCGUGGCCUGCAGACAGACACUAUCCUCUCCCUGGCGUGGCCUGCAGACAGACACUAUCUAAUUCUCUCCAGAUUGGCCCUUUAUCCAGUCCCCCAGUGCACAGCCUUUUAUGGCUUAAUUAAAUAUCAGACAUCGCUAACUCUGCUGUCCCUAACCCCUGGGCUACAUCCUUCCGGACCGCCGAGAGAGGAGGAGGACAGAACGUUUGAAAUACAAUGAGAGGGGAGAUGUUGUUGAGGCAGAAGGAACAGCCUCGAUGCCGACUGCUGUCAUCAGUAAAUAGGCUGGGAGUUCAUUUGCGUUCAUUACUGGGAAAUGAGUUAGCCCGGGGAUGGCCGUGUAACUCAGAUUACAGCUGAUGCGAUUGAAGAUGUAGUUACAUGUUAAUCUCAUCUUCUGUGUCUGUCCCUAAAAAAAACUACAUGGAGAAGAAAAUAUCACUUCAGAUUUGCCAUGCCUUUAUAUGGUUCCACUGGAAAUAGAUGGCUGGUUAUGCAAUACUGCCUGCCUGUCCCUUCCACUUACAUUUACAUUUAUGUCAUUUAGCAGACGCUCUUAUCCAGAGCGACUUACAAAUAGGUGCAUUCACCUUAUAGCCAGUGGGAUGAUUACUUUAUCCUAUCCCAGGUAUUCCUUAAAGAGGUGGGGUUUCAAAUGUCUCCGGAAGGUGGUGAGUGACUCCGCUGUCCUGGCGUCGUGAGGGAGGGAGCUUGUUCCACCAUUGGGGUGCCAGAGCAGCGAACAGUUUUGACUGGGCUGAGCGGGAACUAUGCUUCCGCAGAGGUAGGGGAGCCAGCAGGCCAGAGGUGGAUGAACGCAGUGCCCUCGUUUGGGUGUAGGGACUGAUCAGAGCCUGAAGGUACGGAGGUGCCGUUCCCCUCACAGCUCCGUAGGUAAGCACCAUGGUCUUGUAGCAGAUGCGAGCUUCAACUGGAAGCCAGUGGAGUGUGCGGAGGAGCGGGGUGACGUGAGAGAACUUGGGAAGGUUGAACACCAGACGGGCUGCAGCAUUCUGGAUGAGUUGUAGGGGUUUAAUGGCACAGGCAGGGAGCCCAGCCAACAGCGAGUUGCAGUAAUCCAGACGGGAGAUGACAAGUGCAGGGAGGAGAAUGUGGCAAAGAGCUUCCUAGGGUUAGAGGCGGAUGCUUGGAAUUUAGAGUGGUAGAAAGUGGCCUUAGCAGCAGAAACUGAUGAAGAGAAUGUAGAGAGGAGGGAGUGAGAAGAUGCCAGGUCCGCAGGGAGUCUAGUUUUCUUCCAUUUCCGCUCGGCUGCCCGGAGCCCUGUUCUGUGAGCUCGCAAUGAGUCAUCAAGCCACGGAGCUGGAGGGGAGGACCGAGCCGGCCGGGAGGAUAGGGGACAUAGAGAGUCAAAGGAUGCAGAAAGGGAGGAGAGGAGGGUUGAGGAGGCAGAAUCAGGAGAUUGGAGGGAGAAGGAUUGAGCAGAGGGAAGAGAUGAUAGGAUGGAAGAGGAGAGAGUAGCGGGAGAGAGAGAGCGAAGGUUGCGACGGCACAUUACCAUCUGUGUAGGGGCAGAGUGAGUAGUGUUGGAGGAGAGGGAGAGAGAAAAGGAUACAAAGUAGUGGUCGGAGACUUGGAGGGGAGUUGCAGUGAGAUUAGUAGAAGAACAGCAUCUAGUGAAGAUGAGGUCAAGCGUAUUGCCUGCCUUGUGAGUAGGGGGGGACGGUGAGAGGGUGAGGUCAAAAGAGGAGAGGAGUGGAAAGAAGGAGGCAGAGAGAAAUGAGUCAAAUGUAGACGUAGGGAGGUUGAAAUCCCCCAGAACUGUGAGGGGUGAGCCAUCCUCAGGAAAGGAACUUAUCAAGGCGUCAAGCUCAUUGAUGAACUCUCCAAGGGAACCUGGAGGGCGAUAGAUGACAAGGAUAUUAAGCUUAAAUGGGCUAGUGACUGUGACAGCAUGGAAGUCAAAUGAGGAGAUAGACAGAUGGGUCAGGGGAAAAAUUGAGAAUGUCCACUUGGGAGAGAUGAGGAUUCCUGUGCCACCACCCCGCUGACCAGAUGCUCUCGGGGUAUGCGAGAACACAUGGUCAGACGAGGAGAGAGCAGCAGGGGUAGCAGUGUUUUCAGUGGUAAUCCAUGUUUCCGUCAGCGCCAAGAAGUCGAGGGACUGGAGGGUAGCAUAGGCUGAGAUGAACUCUGCCUUGUUGGCAGCAGAACGGCAGUUCCAGAGGCUGCCUGGAACUCCACGUGGGUCGUACGUGCAGGGACCACCCGGUUAGAGAGGCAGCAACCACGCGGUGUGAGGCGUUUGUGUAGCCUGUGCGGAGAGGGGAUUUUCUAUUCACCUUAACUUUUACUGCUAAUAUGCAUAACUUCUGAGAAUUCAUUAUUAUAUUAAUAAUAUCAGUUUCACAGGUAAAAUAAACUCUAAAAGAAUAACUGUUGUAAUCAUCUCCUGCAUGUUUUUGCCAUAUUGAAUGUUAGUGUUGUGUGGUGUCAUGGUCAAACUGCUCUCGCAGUGUAUCUGAUUUCAUCAAUCCUCUGCAUUCAAUCAACAAAGUUCUACCUCUUGCUCCCGGAGUCCUUUAGUUGUUUUUGUGCUAUCAUCAAUGGGCGAGGAGGCACAGUUUCGUUGUUUUGUAUUUGGACCUCCGAUAACUGUCCGUAACAGAAUAAAUAGCUGUUUCCUUCAAUGGCUGCCAUUGAUAUAGAAAUACCCUAAAUAUCCCUAAAGAUUUACCUUUAAAAAGCAGUUUACCUGACACAUUGAAUAAAUGUCAUCUAUAUGAGUGAGUGAGUUAUUGAGAGACUCACACAAAUCCAUCAAUGCUCUUCAGUGGCGUCAUCUUCACACAAGUGUAACACUGCCUGUGUUCGGUGCUGUUUCAUGUCUGGAGCAUUAAUGGGUAUACGUCCAAUGACGUAUAUAAACUCUGGAUUGCUGACGCUAUGUAUUGGCCAUUGAGAGGCUUUGAAGCCACCUGUCGGCCAUAUUGGCACUCCCUAGUAGGAGCAGUCCUCCAUAGGAAUGAAUGGAAUUCAACAGUAUUUUAAUUUAAUGUUUCAAGGACAAAAAUACAUGUAUUUUGUUGUUGUAGUGGGGACAGUAAUAUUAGUACUCUCUAAAAAUAUAUACUUUAAGGAAUUGUUUUUAUUUUUAUGUUUAACUCACAUACAAUUUAAAAGUAUGCAUUAAAGUGUCUAAUAAUAUAAUAAACAUGUCAAAAACGAAUGUAGACAUUAAUAAAUGCAUUUCUAUAGUUUCCUAAGUCUUUCUUUUUUUACAAUUGAGGAGGAGUACCAAGAUGGCUGCGCAGUGGCUUCAAUACAGCACACCCUGUCAGUCAUCCAGGGUUUAUACACAUUGGUAAUGUCUGCUCUGCGCUCACACAGUGCCAUGUUCACUGUGAUCUUUGAGGGCAUCAUUACUUCACGAUGCAUUUUGACAGAGGGUUUUUUAUCCUUGGUGGUGGCAGCUUCAGAAAAUCUACAAUGAUGACACAGUCGGGAAAAACUGGAAAUAAAAGAACAGGCUGAGAGAGGUGUUUUGCAGUCUUAACAAGCCACUGUAAAGGUCGGGUGUGUUUUGUAUGUGUAAUCAAGGCCACUUUUCCAAGCGAGUGAUUUGAUGAGGAAACGGUCCAUUCGUUAAGAGGCUUAUCGCUCCUUCCUCUUCUGAUAAGUAGGCUUCAUAUGCUCCACUAAAGAUGUCUUAAGUAUAUCCAGAUACUCUUUUCCUGUGUGAUAAAUUGUAUAUGAGUAAUUAUUUGGGCUUUGGUAUGUUAUCAGGGCACCUUUUAUAUGUUCUGCUCACUGUGUGAAACAGCUUACUGUCCAUAGCCAUGCUCUGCAGUGUAAGGAGCACCACCUCUCAAUAACAAAUCAUGUCUGGCUAUUUUUUGGGGACAUUUUAGUCAUUUAGCAGACACUCUUAUCCAGAGCAACUUACAAUUAGUGAGUGCAUACAUUUUUCAUACUAUAGGCUACACAUUUCCCUUCACACUAUUCCCUCAUUCUUUUCUCCUGUUUCUGUCCAUUUCCUGUCUAGCCAGUGCUUCCCAUACUGCACCUUAAUCAUCCUCAUCCCUCACUCCUCUCCUCCUUCCAGAGACGACCCUGUCUCGGUCCUUUCUACACCUUGCAGCACGCCUCUUGUCAGUGCUAAGAAAUAACACCUUCCUCAUUGGCUCCCACUGCCCCCCCACCCCCUUUUUCUUUUAACAAAAGUAAUUUCCUAAUUUCCUCUGUUCCGUCCCUCUCUGCUGCACAUGCCCGUAGGACACUCCAUUUCAUCUUGCUUUGAACUCAAUUUUAAUUUUGCGCGGUAGCAGUUUUUUUAUUGACAUAUUUAUUAAUUUAUGACUACUCACAGCCCCUGCGUGUGCUCACCUUUUCUCUCUGUCUUUCUCUCUCCUCCUCAUCCCAGGGGAGAACAGAGCUCAUUAAUUCAGUGUUGGUUUAAUCCCUGCCAUCUUGUCAGAGCCUACUUUGUCUGGGGCUUGUUCCUACUGUAGCAGCCUGAGCCACUCAGCUUGAGGAGCCACUCAGCUUGAGGAGCCUCACUGAGAGUAAGAGAGCUAUGUUCCUGGCCCAAGGUCGACGUGCCUUUCUUUACAUGUUCUGGUGGCCAAUGGUGGAACUCCCCGCCAGGAUAGUGAUAGCUCAAGACCAUAUCCCAUCAAGUGCACUUGUUGCACCAUUUGAAUAAAGGGAGACUGUUCAGGGGGCAGCUGAAUAGACAGCUGAGUGCUCUACCAGAAGUGCUCUCUCAUGGUGUAGAAAAGAGGACUUGGAGGUGACAGAGUGGGUAAGUAGAGUAGGCCUAUAUGGUGUUAGCAUCGUUAAAAUGCCAUAAAAUUGCAAUGGUUAGUCAGAACUCUAAAGAGACAGUCAAAUGACACAAAUUAACACAUUGGCCAAAGAAAAUGUUUAGAUUAGGUUGAUACAUGUUUGUAUGUCUAGCCUAUGUCUUUGGAAUCAUGACUGUUUGUAUGCAUGUGCCUAGUAUGGGAGUGUUUACCUGUCUAUAUGGGCAUGUUCUUUCAACUGUUGUCUACAGGGUACCCUCUCUACUCUGUAUUUGAGAAGUUUGCUUUAGUCUGUAAUUAGCAUGGCUAGAGGAGAAUGUCAUACGUGAGCUGGAGUACCCUUCCCCUCAUGCCAUCACGUACCUCUCCUCCUAGCCCCCUCUUCCUCCCCCUCCUCUCCUCUAGAUAGGACAGGAGCUAAUGGAGACCCAGGGUGAUUGGUGAGAUGACAUUUUACUCAGACAGGGGAAAGUGUAAUGGGCUCUGUGAUGUACUAUUGAAGAGGUCUCAUGCUCUUCUCCUCUCUCACAACCUGGCUGUCUAUCUCUCUCCUGCUGACGGAGCCCUUCUCUCCUCUUUUUCUCUCCUCCCUCUCUCUUUCAGACGCCAAGGAGAUAGUCCUGAAGGCCCAGAUUCUGGCUGGGGGACGAGGGAAGGGUGUGUUCAACAGUGGCCUUAAAGGUGGAGUGCACUUAACUAAAGAGUGAGUACCCCCGCCAGCCGCACUCACUGAGGUGUGGUUUGAGUAAUGGACCCUUCAGAGAAUGGUUCUGUUCUUUUUCUCUAACUACUGCUUCAGUUAUCCCUCCUAGACACAGUGUUGCCUUCCCUCUGCUGCAGCUACUUAAACAGACCCUGCAAUAAAAAGCUACGUUUGCUACUUUAGGGACAACUGCCCCCAAUUAAACUUUGAAAUAGUGAAUUUAUCAUUGGGAAAUGUCACUGUGCACACCUCACUGAAUGUUACUGUAUCAGGUUAUUGGAGCUCUGAUACAGUGGAGCUCAACCGUAUUGUGUUCUUCUAGCACAUUGUUAUAGGCCUAUAUUGGCCAGAUUUCCCUAACAAUCUACUGUUUGUCCAUCUUAUAUCACAUCAACCCACAUCUUCAUUGGCCAGCUACUAGAUUGUUUCCUCUGCAGAAAAUGUUAUGUAACCAAGGUAGCAGCGUGACGAUAAGGCCUGAACUGUGAUUUACGACAAAUGGCUACAACAUAUGUAUCAUUGUCACACCCUAUUUCAGUAUUUGGGAUAACCAGAAACUUUUCUAAGUGAACCAUCUGAAGUUAAGCAUCCCCAGACGGUGACCUGUGUGUGUGCACACAGUUCACUCUCCUACCAUCUAUCAAAGCAAAGCACAAACUCAGGCUUCAUUUGUAUGUUAUAAAAACCAGAGCAAGGCGAGUAACAGGAAUGAGACUCACACUUUCUUUAAAGAGCAGCCGAAACCAGGAGAGCCUUACAAUCACACUGCAAAUGUGCUGAACCAUGUCUUUGUUGAAAAGAAAACGUUACUCAGGAGCUGAAAAUAAUUACUCUGUUAUCUGCUAUGGUUGAUAGUCCUCUAUUUAUGAAAGAUGUUUGUCCUCUAGGUUUUUGUCUGUAAUCAAAGAUCUAUUAAUUAAGUAGUUGUAAUUGAGACAAUCCUGUCUCUUCUUUAGCCCCUCUGUGGUGGGUGAGCUGGCCAAUAAGAUGCUAGGCUAUAGCCUGACCACCAAACAGACGCCAAAGGAGGGAGUGAAAGUAAAAACGGUAAGUCAUAGCUGGAGGUAAAAGAACAUUUUGUUUUUCUCAUUUCAGGGUAAUUUCAAUUCAGUAAUGCAGUUCCAUGAAAUGAAUGACUGUACAAGCAUCGGGGCGAUAAUACAUUAGUCUAUAUUGUUUUCUGUUCCUCUAGUUCUGGGGAUAGGUCCCUGGUGGAGACAUGCCAUUUGAAGCCAGUGUCGUUUGUUGUGUUUGUGCUAUUUGGUGUCAUGGUUCACUGCGAUAAAUAAUAAAUGCGAGUCAGGGCCUCUCAGAGACCAAAGUGUUAGUCACGUAAACAACCAUUUCCAAGUGUCACUAACAAGCAGGAAUAUUAUUUUCCUCACUCACACACUGCAGCCCACCCAAAAACACACAUUUCCAGGUAAUAAACCCUUCUCCGCCUGUAGCUUGUGUUUCUCUCCCUUUGCUGCUUUAGUGAAAUGUGGCCUGGAGCUCACCAUUAACGCUUGUUUUCAUUCCUGCCAGCCAGGCACACACCUUGCUCUGCUCCUGCUGCAAAGUUUAGGAGAAGUAUCAAAUUACUGUCACAUUUGCCAUUUUUAGAGAAAGCGCUGGCGGGGAAAGAAGUUCACUACCAGGGCUUAGGGGAAAGAGAAAAAUAUAAACACAAAAACUGUGAAAGCAUUGUUGUGAGAUGUCAUUUCAUAUUGUAACAUUAGCUGCAUUAUCUAUCCAUAGCACAUGUAAUCUGUUAGAUGACUGACAUAAUAACACCAUUUCUGAUAUUGUUUUAUUUUGUAAACUAAGCAUAUAGGAAUAGAAAAUAUAUUUAUUGCAGAAAUGUAUCAUGAUAAAUCAUCCCAGAGGGACCUAUGAUAUGAUAUGCAGGCAUGUAUCACACAAACCGGUACACACUAGAUUAAUUUCCCAAAUGUGCAGACAUUCACAGACAAGGGAGAUAUAAUGCUACCUGCUGUUAGUGGCUGUAGUCGCAGGCCCCUCUCAAAGCCCGUCUCAGAUUAGAUUAGGCCUGGGAUCAAAGUAAUAAAGUAGCCAGAGAGCUGCAGUGAUUGAACAGGACCCAGGCCUCUUAACAUGGGCCCUCUUUAACAGGCUGUAAUUAUAUUGUCAAGCUCUGUUUCGCUGAAUGAGAACCAGGGGUGAGCUGUCAGCCUGCCAUUGUAACACGUCCCCUUCACUUCAUUAUACUGCAGCCAUCCUCUCCAGACAUGACACAGAGCAUUAUCUCUACUGGCAGGACAGACCAGGGCUGGGGAGAGGGGGAGGAAAUUGCCAGGACAGACCAGACCAGGGCUGGGGAGAGGGGGAGGAAGUUGCCAGGACAGACCAGACCAGGGCUGGGGAGAGGGGGAGGAAGUUGCCAGGACAGACCAGACCAGGGCUGGGGAGAGGGGGAGGAAGUUGCCAGGACAGACCAGACCAGGGCUGGGGAGAGGGGGAGGAAGUUGCCAGGACAGACCAGACCAGGGCUGGGGAGAGGGGGAGGAAGUUGCCAGGACAGACCAGACCAGGGCUGGGGAGAGGGGGAGGAAGUUGCCAGGACAGACCAGACCAGGGCUGGGGAGAGGGGGAGGAAGUUGCCAGUACAGACCAGACCAGUGCUGGGGAGAGGGGGAGGAAGUUGCCAGGACAGACAAGGGCUGGGGAGAGUGGGAGGAAAUGCCAGGACAGACCAGGGCUGGGGAGAGUGGGAGGAAGUUGCCAGGACAGACCAGGGCUGGGGAGAGGGGGAGGAAGUGAUAGAAGAAAGAGGAGAAGAGCGUAAUGGAGGGUGAGAGGGGCACAGAGAGCCAGUUAGAUUGAGAGAAAGACCAGGAGAGGGUGGUAGUAGUGUGGAAAAUAGAUCAAGACUUUAAGCAGAGAGAGAAAGAAGGCUGCACUGUUUGCCUGUUUGCAUGGGACAUGGAGUCCAAAUUAACUCUGUCCAGUUAGGCCCAGGGAACUGAUAACAAACAACCAACUCAUCUCUAUCCCUCUGUCUUUCCAUCAAUCUCUCUCUGUCUCUCUCUCCCUUGCCAUCUCCCAGCAGGUUGCUUCAUUCCCAGUAUAGCCUAGAUUUAGAACCCAUAGGUUCUCUGGGUUGUAAUAAUACUAUCUCCUGUGUCUGUAUCUGAGGCCAGUCUGUGAUGUGAAGGCAGUAGGCUGACUCUCUCCCUACUGACCAGGUGAUGGUGGCUGAAGCCCUGGACAUCACCAGAGAGACCUACUUUGCCAUCCUGAUGGACCGGGCCUGCAACGGCCCCGUCAUGGUGGGCAGUCCUCAGGGUGGGAUGGACAUAGAGGAGGUGGCCGACAAAACCCCAGAACUCAUCUUUAAGGUACAGUACUGUGAGCUCUGCAACAGCAUAUGUUACAAAUGACUAUAGAUGUUAACAUGGAACCUCUCACCAUUCACUGUACUUGUGAUCCAAUAGCUUAAUAUCUCUUACCAUUAACUACAGUACAGACAUCCCUGGUAUCCCUGUACUUCCGUCUGACCGUGUGCGCAGGCGCGCUCUGGCUCUCUCUCUCUCUCUCUCUCUCUCUCUCUCUCUCUCUGGCUUUCGCUCUCUGAUUGGCACAAUGCAUCCCUUGAUGGAGAGAUCCCUUCUCCAUGUUAGAAUCUUAUCUCUACAAGUGCCUGAUAAUUAUAAAGCCAUAAUUUCAGGCCCGGUUCUCCUUUCCUCACGACUGGCAGGUUGCCACCACUUAAUUGCAUAUCGUGAUUUAAUAUGAACAUCCACUGUGUGUCAAAUUACCAUCCAGUGUUUGAGUCACCAUUCUCUCCGCUUUCUCUCUCUCUCUCUGCUCUCUCGUACCACAGGAAGUUAUAGAUAUUUUCGAGGGUGUGCGAGAUGACCAGGCGCUCCGCAUGGCAGCUAAUUUGGGUUUCAAAGGACCUCUGGAAAGACAGGUAAUAGGCCCGACAAAGCUCUCUGAGCCGCAGUGCAGAGAAGCAGAGUCGCGUACACACACCAAAGACCCACAGUACUGAACUCAGAGCUGAUGAAACCAGAUAGGAUACUGCCUGUCUACUGGGCUCUUUAUGCUGAAUUACAAGGUUUAUAGAACUCCAUAAUGUCCUUGUACAACAGACAAAGCUUUAUACGUUUGAAUCUAAUCAAAUUGUAUUCGUUACGUACACAGUUAACAGCAGGUAUAAAAGGUGCAGCGAAAUGCUUGCUUGUUUACCGUUAUAGUACAUAAUUUUUUUUUUUUUUUUUGAGGGGGGGGGGAGUCCUCUCAAAAUCAUUGCUGAUGAAGCCAAUUCUGGCCAGUGUAAACUGGGUCAGAGACGCACACAAAAAGACAAACCCCAAAAUUCAAAUUUGAUAUUAAGUUGUUCUCCAGUUCCUUUUAGAGCCAUUUUUCUUGUAGCAUCAUAAUGCUAAUUUGUAUUCCUAUCCAUGAGCACAGCAGCUUAAAGAAUCGGAUUCGUUCAGAAUGUUAAAAUGCAGAAAAAGUAUAACUCAACUUAAUGAAUUGUCUUUUGAAAAAUGAAAUGAACAUACACAAUUGUCUGAGAGGUACACCCUGUGUAUUACGAGCCUGUCUUGAUAUUGAAUGGACAUUGAUUUUAACAGCCUUGAGGAAAUUAAAACAAUUCACUAAGUUCUUCCAACUCUUUCUUUUAAAGCACAUCAGUUGCCACAGUCUGUUCGAUUCACUGCUAAUUACAGCGGUUGUGGGUGUGGAAUUGAAUGUUAGGGUAAAUAUAUUGGCUGCUUUGAAGAGUCUUGGUGACAAAGUGUGUGAUUGUGUGUGUCUGUCUGUGAGUGUGUGGCAGAGAGCAGUGCUAACAAUGUUUUCUGUCAGGCUGUUUUCAUAAUCAAAAGAGCAGCUCGGUUGCAGGGACAGACAGAGACAUCAGUUCAACCCCUGAUUCUUUGAAAAGAGGAUUCAUUCCAAUGACAGCCACUUCAAUAGUAAUACUGCGCCUGUUAGGAUAAUGUGGCACAAUUGACACAUUAUAACUCUUACUCAGUGCUAAUGCAUUAAUAUACCACACAAAGGCUGUAUUAUAGUAGUUUAAUUACUGUUUUCAUUAGGCUAUGUAGGCUUAGUCAUGCAUGCAAUGCAUUCAAUUAUAUAGCAUUUAUAAGUACUAUUAUUUAUAUAUAUAUAUAUCUAUAUAGCCUAUAUUUUGUACAGUAUGUGAGAAAGGCGUAUUGAGUUGUGUUAUAUAAAGAAUUCAACACCUGCACGCACAUGAGCGAACACACUCGGCUGAGAAGCAGGCCCGCCAAGGCCAUUCAGCAGCACGCACACACUAAAUAAAACAUGACAAAAUCACCUUUUACAUGUGCUGAGUGGCCUUGGCGGGCCUGCUGCUCAGAGGCGUAUUGUUGGGUAAUUACUGUCCUUUGUGGAACUCACAGGCUGCAGAUCAGAUUAAGAGGCUCUAUGAUCUGUUCCUGAAAGUCGACGCCACUCAAGUUGAAGUCAAUCCUCUCGGAGAGACUCCCGAAGGACAAGGUACGACUCUCUUUUUUCUUUCUCUUUUUGGUGUCUACAUAUCAGAAGUUCUGUUUAUCUGGAUCUGUCUUUGUUUGUUCUAGCUCUCUCUUUUUCUCUCUCAUUUGCUCUCUCACCAUGGGAGUGUAUUAUGAGAUUUUAGGUAUACUGUAUAUUGUAGCAUAUCACUAUCCUGAAUUAAAUCUCAAACUAAUUGCCUCUUGAGUAACACUCAGUCAGAUAAACUGAUAGAUGACACAACUCUGCUUCUCCACAGCUUUUGAUGCAUUGUUAUGAAACAAGUUCUCGUUGUAGGUCUGGUUCAUCAGAGUGACAAGAAAAUAACAUAUUGUAGCCUAGUAUAAUAAUUGCUUAUGAAUAUUGAUGAGAGGUCUAUUUUGUUGUACUAGCAAGGCAGAAGCAGUGUUUCUGUAGACUUACAUUGAAAGUAGCUAAACUUGUUCUUCAUUUUGUACAUAUUCAACGAGGGAAUGGAAUCAAGUACCAUGGAUGUCUGUUAUUCAGUCGAGUUUAAACAGCACACCACAGUACCGAAGAACAUCACUGUAGGCAGAAAAGUUACUGCAUUUAUUUUCGGUGUAACUGAACCCUCAUCACCAGAGGGACGAUAAGACCAAAUUACUGUUUAUCUCUGAAUUCUUUUAAAUUUCGUGAACAACAAUAGUGACUAAAAUAUUCGGCAAAAACCUAUUUUUCAGGGGCAGUUGAUGAGGCUAUAACUUACUAAAUAGACACUGAAAAAACAAACUAAACUACAAUUAUUUUUCAUUUCAGUUGACUAAAACUAGACAAAAUUAUCUCUGUGACAAACAUUUGACUACUAAGUGGACUGAACAAGAGUUUGUGGAGAGAUUGAGAGCUUUUCAGUGAUAGGCACAAUUAAUAUUAGCAGCACAGAUGCGCAGCGCUGUUUUGUUCAGUGGGAAGGACGAGUCACACCCGGCAAACACAGCCUACAUCAGGUGGUGAGCUGUGAGGGAGCAAGCGAUGAGUGUGGGCAGACAGGUUCCGCCCCGGCUCCGCCUCUGAUUAUACACAUCGCGCAGUGACUCUCUUGCUUCACCUUAGCUAACCAGUCACCACCAGCCAUCUAGUUAGCUACCCUUUGUCUGGUUAAGAAACACAAGCUACUUUACGAAAUUAAAAACUAUAGCAGAAUUGAGUUUAAAAACUAUAGCAGCAUUAAGUAGGCUGUCUUUGAAUUUGUAGUCUCGCUCAACCCUCCCACCUUUCCCACUGCAUUUCAUAUACAGGUUCUAUAUUCAAGACUUCCUCUUUUCCUCAGAGAAAACGAUUUGAUUCUAGCCCUUAGACUACCGUUCAAAAGACAUGACUCAUAAUACCGCCACUAAAUUUUUUUAUUUCUAUCGUGCAUUGGCGGGCCACAUUUUACAUUCAGAAAUCAUAUCGUGGGCCAUUCUAAAACUAGGUUACUUGUGGACCGGCUCGUUAACCAUUUGUUAAGGCUACACCAAAUAUUUUUAUAACUAACCCAAGAUAGACCACAGCCUGUCAUUUCCAAUGGGAGCAAAUUAAUCAUAGUGGGCAAAACCAAGCACGAGCUAGCGAGAGACUGUUGGCGCGUUCUAGCAUGUAUUUUCAUAUUUCCGUUAGGGAACGCCUAAUCUCGGCUACCCAGAAGUAAUAUUAUCUUGUGAAAAUGUGUCAUUUCCUGUUUUACUUCUGGGGGGAAUUACAUUAACAAUUGUGAUUACCUUUGUGCAAAGGAAGGAAGAGAAAUCACCUUCCUGGCAAAUGGGAACUCUUGGCCAAACCCCUCCCUUCUGCUAAUUUCACCCGUGUUUGUCAUCGCCAAAAAGCACAUUUUUGUUUUUAUGAAACAGACCAUUUUGUCUUUGUGGCUGUGGAAUCUAGUGGAAACCGUUUAUCAUCCGCACGCGGCUUGAAAAUCACCUCACUGAUUCAACCAAAUAAUCAAAGACGAAAACCCAAAACCAGGAACUACUGCUGCUGGUAAUCACAUAAUUCUACAUGAGCCUGGACAGAUUCUCGCCGUUUCAUCUGUCCACGAGAAUCUGUGCAAGAGAGAUUAUGGAACUAUUCUGUGAAGUGCGCGUGUGCAAUAGCGCAAUUUUUUAAAACUUUGGCAAAGGGUAAAAUCAACAAAACGUUGUCCACUCUGUUCUUAACAGAUUCUACACUGAACAGAAAUGUAUAUGCAACAUGCAACAUUUUCAAAGAUUUUACUGAGUUACAGUUCAUAUAAGGAAAUCAGUCAAUUGAAAUAAAUUCAUUAGGCCAUAAUCUAUGGAUUUCACAUGACUGGGAAUACAGAUAUGCAUCUGUUGGUCAAAGAUACCUUAAAAUAAAAGGUAGGGGCAUGGAUCAGAAAAACAGUCAGUAUCUGGUGUGACCACCAUUUGCCUCAUAGCGCGACACAUCUUCUUCACAUAGAGUUGAUCAGGCUGUUGAUUGUGGCCUGUGGAAUGUUGUCCCACUCCUCUUCAAUGGCUGUGCGAAGUUUCUGGAUAUUGGCGGGAAUUGGAACACGCUGUCAUACAUGUCAAUCCAGAGCAUCCCAAACAUACUCAAUGGGUGACAUGUCUGGUGAGUAUGCAGGCCAUGGAAGAACUGGGACAUUUUCAGCUUCCAGGAAUUGUGUACAGAUCCUUGCGACCAGGGACGGCUUGUUCAAUAGGGCGAUAUGGGCGACGCACUGCCAAACGGGAAAAGGAAGGGAUUUUUUUUCUAAUCAAUUAUAAAAAAAUAAAAUAAAAAAAAUUAUAAUUUUUUAAAAUAAAUUUAUAAAAAAUUAUAUCACGGCAACAGCAGUUAUCAGUGUUCACGUCUGAUCUGCCAGCCACUAAAUGUCAAAUCAGGCUAAAGUCGUGCUUCAAAUGGCCCCGCCCGUUUUUUGGGCGAUUUCAGUCAGGUUGAAAAUCGCCCAGAAGUCUCUCAUAGCCUGUCAUGUAAAAUCUAUUUUUUUCACAUUUCAAAGCUUUCAAUACAUUCUCUAUGGGUGUCUGUGGGCUUGCACUUACGCGCUUUCGUCAUACGUGACGUAACGUUGAACGUAACUAAGACAAUGGCGGCUAUCAGCGUCUAUGUUGCGACCUGCAGUGUGGCGUUAUUUUAUGUUUUUAAUUUGUAGACUUAGUUUACAAACAUUCUGCAAACAUUCUGCUUUGGACUGAUCUUCGGUUUUGGACUGAUCUUGUUGAUCGUGUACAUACCCGCUACGAACGGACUAAAUAAUGAAAACGCUGCUGGCAGAGAGUUGGAGCCGGCCACCUUCACCCUGGUCAGAGCGGACCGCGAUCCUGGUAAGAGAGCGACUCUGUAACCCGACAUUGAACUGCUUUCUGUGUCAUUGAACCUUACUAUUGUUGAUAAAACAAGUUUACUGGAGAACGGAGAAAAAGUAGAGACUUUUGGACAAGGUGGAUAAUUGUAUAAUAUAAGGCAGUUUAUUCAGAGGUAAAGAUAUCUGCAAUCGCGUUCACGGACCCGUUCGUCAAACUCUUAGGGAGCUAUAAAUCAAGCCCCAUUACUUACCAUAUCAGAUAAGAGAAAUUGCUGCAGCUACAUAUAUUUUACAUCCUGGCCCUACAUAGUUCACUAUUUGCAUCACUUACCAAAAUAUUACAUGUGGUCAUAUAUGCUUGGAAAGUGGAGAUGCCAUAGAACGUCAAAAAAGUAAACAUUGCUGGAGACACAUUGCGUUUGCUAGCGAAGAGAUUUGUUGUGGCAAAUGAACUUGGGCUGGGAAUUGCCAGGAACCUCACGAUAAGAUAUAUGCAUCAGCAUUGCGAGUCUCAUGAUUCUAUACGUAUUGCGAUUCGAUACUGUGAUUUUAUUGCGCACCAUAUGUCUGUUGCAGAGGGAUCAGAAAGCCAUGAGAACGAGUUUUGAUCAGUCAUGGAAAUAAAAGUGCUGAAAACAAAUUGGCUCCCAAUGUGAAAAGAUUGAGAACAAGCUAUGAAGGAACAAUAAUGGUGUUUUGGUGCAGGUACAGCCAACUAGCGCUAAAAUAUUGCGAUAUUGUCAAUACAGUAUAUCGUAAAGUAUCACUAUGUAACUCGAUUUCUUUCACCCCAAUCCCUCAAAUUAACGGUAAAUAACUGAAUUGUUUGCCCCACAUUUAGCUAAGAUGAUUAGCUAGCCAGCUAAAAUGUUUUAUUUAGUUAGCAGUCGCAUCUACAAUAGUUUACUGUCAAUAACAUGUCUCCAAAAAUGACGUGGUGUCUCCAAUUGUGUUGACAUUUUACAAUUGCAAUGCGCAUCCAUGAGUAUCCACUUUCUGUAGCUCAGCUGGUAGAGCAUGGUGCUUGUAACGCCAAGGUAGUGGGUUCGAUCCCCGGGACCACCCAUACACAAAAAUGUAUGCACGCAUGACUGUAAGUCGCUUUGGAUAAAAGCGUCUGCUAAAUGGCAUAUUAUUAUUAUUAUUAUUAUUAUUAUUAUUAUUAUUAUUAUUAUCUGAAGAGAGCCCCGAAAACAUUGUGUGCAGACAUUUUAUGCAAUAAAUGAAGUAGGUUCAAUCUAGUAGUUCUGAUCUUCUGAUUGGUCCUGAUGAGUUGGGCGAGGUCCCCUCCAGGCUACUGUCACUGUUGCAUUGGCUCUGAGUCGGGUUCUCUGUCUUCAAAUGUUCAGCCUAAGAGAGGGGAUUUUUGUGUGUGUGUGUGUGUGUGUUUAACAGUGAUGAUGUGUGUGUGUGUGUGUUUAACAGUGAUGAUGUGUGUGUGUGUGUGUGUGUGUGUUUGUGUGUGUGUGUGUCCUCAGAGCAAGAACUCGUGAGUUGGAAGAACUGAGAGGCCUAUGCGUGGGUGUUGUCCUUGGCCACCUGCUGACAAGGCUGACAAGAUAGGACCCUUUUGUCCAUUGUUAUUGGAUAGGAACAUAACUUAUAACCAGCUCCUGACCUAAAUAGAUCUUAGCACAACAUUUUACUCAACAUAUCAUAUUCCAUAUUCACUAUAACAAAUAUAUUUACUACGACAUUAGCAAGAACCGCCACAUCCUCAGCCGGCUAAUCCAGUGUGUGAAGUUUUGCGGAGUGUUUGAGUUAGCUUUGCGAGGCAAAGAUGAAACUGAGGGCUCCACCAACCCUGGUAAGCCAACACUUUUGAGAUCAGUCAAUAAAUGCUUCUGGUAUUGACUUGUAUGCUGCCCCUGUCUUCAUGUUGUUGCUGGACAUAUAUUUUUUUAAAUGUGUGUAGGUCACCUAAAUCAUCAGAAAAAUUGCCCCUCCUGAGAAUUUUUUCAGGAGCCGCCACUGCUUGCGACAUGGAGCCGUGCAUUAUCCUACUGAAACAUGAGGUGAUGGUGGCGGAUGAAUGGCACGACAAUGGGCCUCAGGAUCUCGUCACGGUAUCUGUGCAUUCAAAUUCCCAUCUAUAAAAUACAAUUGUGUUCGUUGUCUGUAGUUUAUGCCUGCCUAUAUCAUAACUCCACCGCCACCAUGGGGUACUCUGUUCACAAUUGACAUCAGCAAACCGCUCGCUCGCCCACCCAACGCAAUACACGCUAUCUGAGCACACUUCUCCAGCAUGCCAGUGGCCAUCGAAGGUAAGCAUUUGCCCACUGAAGUCUGUUACGAUGCCGAACUGCAGUCAGGUCAAGACCCUGGUGAGGACGACGAGCAGGUUGUGCAGAAAUUCUUCGGUUGUGCAAACCCACAGUUUCAUCAGCUGUACAGGUGGCUGGUCUCAGACAAUCCUGCAGGUGAAGAAGCCUGAUGUGGAGGUCCUGGGCUGGUGUGGUUACAUGUGGUCUGCGGUUGUGAGGCCGGUUGGACGUACUGCCAAAUUCUCUAAAACGACGUUGGAGGUGGCUUUUGGUUGAGAAAUGAACAUUAAAUUAUGUGGCAACAGCUCUGGUGGACAUUCCUGCAGUCAGCAUGCCGAUUGCAUGCUCCCUCAAAACGUGAACCAUCUAUGGCAUUGUGUUGUGUGACAAAACUGUCCCCAGCACAAGGUGCACCUGUGUAGUGAUCAUGCUAUUUAAUCAGCUUCUUAAUAUUCCACACCUGUCAGGUAGAUGGAUUAUCUUGGCAAAGGAGAAAUACUCACUAACAGGCAGGGAUGUAAACAAAUUUGUGCACAGAAUUUGAGAGAAAUAAACUUUUUGUGCUUAUGGAACAUUUCUGCGAUCUUUUAUUUCAGCUCAUGAAACAUGGGACCAACACUUUACAUGUUGCAUUUAUAUUUUUAUUUAGUGGUGUAGCCACAGAUAGAACAAGGUGUAGCCACAGAACAAUGAGCCAGAUGUUUCAGAAGGACACACCAUUUUGGAACAUUCAGAUAGAAAUAUGCUAUGAAGAACAAACAUGCCUCUCUCGCUCUCUCUGCACUUGUGGGUCUCUGUUUGUUUUGUAUGUAAUAUGCAUCUUCUAUGUAGGCUGAAUUUACAUGGCCAGAUAAUUAUUAUAUAAUAUUAUUCUUAUACAUGUAUGUCACCCAGGGGGCGGCGCACAAUUGGCCCAGCGUCGUCCAAGGUAGGGGAGGGAAUGGCCGGCAGGGAUGUAGCUCAGUAGAGCAUGGCGUUUGCAACGCCAGGGUUGUGGGUUCGAUUCCCACGGGGGGCUAGUAUAAAAAAUAAUAAAAAUAAUAAUAAUGUAUGCGCUCACUAACUGUAAGUCGCUCUGGAUAAGAGCGUCUGCUAAAUGACAAAAAAAAAUAUAUAUAUAAUUCUGCUGUUGGGAACAUAAUAGGAUGUUAUGCAGAAAAAUAUGUUGGUAGGCUAUGUAUGUUUGUGCACAUGGAAGUCAGUGAUUAAUGUUUACUAUAGAUUAAUGAGGCAAUACAAAUGUGAUGUGACUAAAAUGGCCCCCUGUUUGCCAUUUUGACAACUAGACUAAAUCAUUAUUCAAAUGACUACAAUGACUAAAACUAGACAAAAAAACACAAAAAAAGAGGGCCAAAAUGAUCCCAUUUAUUUUGGUUCCCCCUAGUGUGUGUGUGUGUGUGUGUGUGUGUGUGUGGCUGUAUGUGUGUGUGGGCUGUGUGUGUGUGUCGUGUUGCCUUUAUUACACUUGGGAGCUUCAACCCAGGUAGUAUUUCACAGAGAUGAGCCAUUACAUAGUGAAUUUACCAUUGGUUCCAUGGGGAUCCCGUGUACCACUACUGUCAUUUGUCCUCCAGGCUGUUAUAGAGUAUUGAUAGAUGAAGGCUCCAAUCACCCCUGUGGAAAUGCUUAUGGUAUAUAGUGGGCCUUACAAAGUACAAAUCCACAAGGAGCAUACCUCAGGAUUUCAGCCCUGCAAUGCUAUGAAACCUGAAGUAGUUCCACUGAUUAUCAAGCCUUAAUGAAAAGCUGAAGUAAAUACUUUGCUUGCAGUUAACAUUUAGCUUACAGUUUAUUUUGAACUGCACCUUGUGAAGUGUAAAAGUAAUGUCCAUUAUGCAUAAUAUAUUGUCCCUUAGAGGCACUGUCAAAUACACUGCUCAAAAAAAUAAAGGGAACACUUAAACAAUACAUCCUAGAUCUGAAUGAAUGAAAUAAUCUUAUUAAAUACUUUUUUCUUUACAUAGUUGAAUGUGCUGACAACAAAAUCACACAAAAAUGAUCAAUGGGAAUCAAAUGUAUCAACCCAUGGAGGUCUGGAUUUGGAGUCACCCUCAAAAUUAAAGUGGAAAACCAUACUACAGGCUGAUCCAACUUUGAUGUAAUGUCCUUAAAACAAGUCAAAAUGAGGCUCAGUAGUGUGUGUGGCAUCCACGUGCCUGUAUGACCUCCCUACAACGCCUGGGCAUGCUCCUGAUGAGGUGGCGGAUGGUCUCCUGAGGGAUCUCCUCCCAGACCUGGACUAAAGCAUCCGCCAACUCCUGGACAGUCUGUGGUGCAACGUGGCGUUGGUGGAUGGAGCGAGACAUGAUGUCCCAGAUGUGCUCAAUUGGAUUCAGGUCUGGGGAACGGGCGGGCCAGUCCAUAGCAUCAAUGCCUUCCUCUUGCAGGAACUGCUGACACACUCCAGCCACAUGAGGUCUAGCAUUGUCUUGCAUUAGGAGGAACCCAGACCGCACCAGCAUAUGGUCUCACAAGGGGUCUGAGGAUCUCAUCUCGGUACCUAACGGCAGUCAGGCUACCUCUGGCGAGCACAUGGAGGGCAGUGCGGCCCCCCAAAGAAAUGCCACCCCACACCAUGACUGACCCACCGCCAAACCGGUCAUGCUGGAGGAUGUUGCAGGCAGCAGAACGUUCUCCACGGCGUCUCCACACUGUCACGUCUGUCACAUGUGCUCAGUGUGAACCUGCUUUCAUCUGUGAAGAGCGCAGGACGCCAGUGGCGAAUUUGCCAAUCUUGGUGUUCUCAGGUAAAUGCCAAAUGUCCUGCACGGUGUUGGGCUGUAAGCACAACCCCCACCUGUGGACGUCGGGGCCCUCAUACCACCCUCAUGGAGUCUGUUUCUGACCGUUUGAGCAGACACAUGCACAUUUGUGGCCUGCUGGAGGUCAUUUUGCAGGGCUCUGGCAGUGCUCCCCCUGCUCCUCCUUGCACAAAGGUGGAGGUAGCGGUCCUGCUGCUGGGUUGUUGCCCUCCUACGUCCUCCUCCACGUCUCCUGAUGUACUGGCCUGUCUCCUGGUAGCGCCUCCAUGCUCUGGACACUACGCUGACAGACACAGCAAACCUUCUUGCCACAGCUCGCAUUGAUGUGCCAUCCUGGAUGAGCUGCACUACCUGAGCCACUUGUGUGGGUUGUAGACUCUGUCUCAUGCUACCACUAGAUGAAAGCACCGCUACCAUUCAAAAGUGACCAAAACAUCAGCCAGGAAGCAUAGGAACUGAGAAGUGGUCUGUGGUCACCACCUGCAGAACCACUUCUUUAUUGGGGGUGUCUUGCUAAUUGCCUAAAAUUUCCACCUGUUGUCUAUUCCAUUUGCACAACAGCAUGUGAAAUUUAUUGUCAAUCAGUGUUGCUUCCUAAGUGGACAGUUUGAUUUCACAGAAGUGUGAUUGACUUGGAGUUACAUUGUGUUGUUUAAGUGUUCCCUUUAUUUUUUUGAGCAGUGUAUAUAAAACGUGCUGCACCAUCACAAAUACUGAAGUAAUUAAGUCUAAUAGGACGAGGUCACUUGCCACAUUUUAUUCAACAUUUUUCAUUGAGUUUGUUAGAUGUUCAUUACAUUUCCAUUUCAAAUCCUCCUUGCUAAAGUUUCUUUGUCUAUUUGUCUUCCUCUCUCUCUUGCUUCUUUCAGUGGUGUGCUUUGAUGCCAAGAUCAACUUUGACGAUAACGCAGAGUUCCGUCAGAAAGCCGUCUUUGCCAUGGACGACAUGUCAGAGAGCGAUCCCACAGAGACAGAGGCAGCCAAAUGGGACCUCAAGUACAUUGGCUUGGAUGGAAACAUUGCCUGCUUUGGUGAGCUCUGAUUAAGACUGUCCACAACAUGCAUGUUCUAUGCAUUCAGCCAUGGCUAACCCACACCAACUGGAAUUGAGUUUUUUUGACUGGGCUGACUGGGAUCCUCUGCAGUCCAAAUUAACAACCAGCUUUCUAAUGACUCCAGAAGGAGGCCGCUGUAACCAAUGCUUUCUAAUUAGUCAUAAUAAUAAAAAGUCUCCAGUGGGCUGGAUUGUUGUUAGCAUUCUCAUUAUAGGCCUCCCCUGUCAUAAAUCAAAGCUUUAUAGUGUAGUUCUGGGCUGCUAGGGAGUAUCUCCUGGUUGCCCUGCAGCUUCAUAAACGCUGUGGCAGUAAGAGCACGUUAGUGCCUCUUUCCCGUGCCCAGCCUCUCCUACAGGACAACAGCUCCGAGCUGAUGGGCUCCUUAUAAGCUCUGUAACCCACCAAAGUGACAGCUGUUAAAGCCAGUUUCCUUUUAUUGAGACUUCUGUAGGGGUGCUUGCCAGGAUGCAGGCUUAGCGCUGAUAACCCAAAUUAGGGAAGACAUUUGUAGAGAGGUGUGUUGGCUUUAGCAGGGCGGCUGAAUCACUUGGCUCCCUGGCAGCAUAAUACCAAGCAGCCCAGCGGGUUAGGGAUACUCUCAUUAGGCUGCCUGAUAAUACGACAGAACCUCUUUUAAUCGACACUCACUUUCUGAAGUCAAGAGUGUUGCCGUAAUCACAUUUCUCUCCGCUUCUCAACUUCUUCAAAUGUUAAAUAUCCUCAUUAGAAGAGUUUUUACAGUUAGUUAGUUUUACUUUAAAUUCUCUAAAGAUUGUUAUUCCCUCUUCAUUAGAUAAUUUACUCAUUGAUUUCGCUGUGCGCUCUGUUUUUGUUUUAAUAAUUUUAUUAGGUAAUGUUUAUUGUAAUUAAAUCCCAACUACUUUUCACUGUCAGUUUUCUCUCAAGGUUUUUGUUUAAAUUUUCAACUUCAUUUAGACUCUAUUGUGGAAAAUGUAACUUCAUUGGAAUAUGUAUCAUCAAUUGUCAUCUGACUUUGCGAUGAGCACAGCAACUAUUUUGAAGGGAUGCUCUGGACUUUAGAGGCCCUUCUCUGUUUUCUGAGACCAGUAACAACAGAGUUAUCUCAACUUUCUUUGUGGUUUAAUUUCACCUUUGACCUGCCAUUACAGUGAAUGGGGCUGGUCUGGCUAUGGCCACGUGUGACAUCAUCGACCUCCAUGGAGGGAAACCGGCCAACUUCCUAGAUCUGGGAGGAGGGGUGAAGGAGAAACAGGUUUACGAGGCUUUCAAACUGCUCACUGCUGACCCCAAGGUAGGAGCACAUGUUAUAUAA
Coregonus sp. 'balchen' is the source of this 33903-nucleotide messenger RNA. NCBI's taxonomy places the organism in Eukaryota, Metazoa, Chordata, Actinopteri, Salmoniformes, Salmonidae. The record is from the annotation of a GenBank genome assembly.